Molecule: messenger RNA, 1257 nt
Organism: Fusarium venenatum
Lineage: Eukaryota; Fungi; Ascomycota; Sordariomycetes; Hypocreales; Nectriaceae
Source: RefSeq, a predicted model, not a curated record
AUGCUUGGCUUCGGACAUCUCGACUUUCGUGGGACGUUCAACAAGCGGUUGACAACAGCCGUCUUGUUGAUCACCAUCUCACAGUUCAACUUUGGUUUCGAUCAGCAGGGCUUUGCCGCAACCCAGGCCAUGACUGCUUUUGACAAGCAGUUCGGCCAUUGGGAUGAAGCAAAGCAAGACUAUGUGCUCGACACCGUCUGGCUGUCCUUCUUUAACGGAUUCAUCUACCUCGGCCAAGCCGCUGGUGUUUUAAUUGGUAGCUGGAUCAGCAAGCGAUAUGGAAGGAGAAUGUGCAUGUUUACCAUGAGCAUCUGGGCCUUGGUUACCGCCACCAUCGUUAUUACGUCUCGCACACCAACUCAAAUACUGGUCGCUCGUGUCCUCAACUACAUCUACAUCGGCAUGGAACUGGCGGUCGUUCCCGUCUUCCAAUCCGAGAUAACUCCAAAGCACGCGAGAGGAUUUGUGGUUGGUACUUAUCAGAUAAGUCUAUUUAUCGGCGGGUUGACUAUGAACUGUAUUGCUCGAGGAACCAGCACUCUGUCCGGCCGCCAAGCAUACAUGAUACCGUAUGGUUUGUUCUAUGUUGUCCCUACUUUUAUCAUCUGCACGAUAUGGUUCAUUCCCGAGUCCCCGAGAUGGCUCGUCCUCAAGGAUCGAAAAGCCGAUGCCCUCGCCUCUUUGAAGGAGCUUCGAGUUGGAAAGUACACCGAGGAACAGAUCGAAGAAGAAUACGGCGGUAUCGUAACAGCCGUUGAACAAGAAUACCAGACAAAAAGCGGGUCCUUCUUGGACAUAUUCAAGCCGCAACAUCGCACACGUACCGUUAUCGUGACUGGAGCCAACUUCUUUCUGCAGUCCACUGGACAGAUCUUCACAUCUAUCUACGGCGCGCUUUUUGUUAAAUCGCUUGGAACGAUCAACCCAUUCACUAUUACGGUGGUAAUUGCAGUCGUCAACAGUUUCACAUCUCUGUUGGCCAUGGUUUUGACAGAUAAACUGGGCCGAAGAUUCCAAGUACUUUUGGGCGCUUCCAUUCAAGUGUCCGCUCUGAUGACCAUGGGCGGCCUCAGUACCGUUAGCGACCCUUCUCACCAAAUUAAAUCAGGCAUUGUGUCCAUGAUGGUGGUUUUCACAUUCGGAUAUGCUCUGGGAUGGGCUCCCACAGCCCAUAUUCUCAGCGCAGAAAUACCAGCGCUGACGGUUAGAGAUAUGACCUACCGAUCUGCCUCGGUUCUCAACAUUGCCACACAGUAA